AUGGCCCAACCACAAUCUGCCGGAAACGAUGCGCCGACAAGAGAAGAGGAACAGCCAGAACCCCUUUCAUUCCCCCUGGUGAUUGUGUCGCCGUCAGUGGGAGCUGCGAGCCGUUUGAGCUUCCCUCAUCUGUCUGCAAACACAACGGUGAAGCAGCUGAAGGCAAAGGUUCGAGAUGCUCUGCCCUCAAAGCCUGUGGACGAUAGCCAGCGAUUGAUCCACCGGGGACGGAUGCUGGGAAGGGAUUCUGAAACUAUGCUGGAGAUAUUUGGUCAAGAAACUCUAUGCAAUCCAGAACCACAGACUUUACAUUUGGUACUGCGGCCUGCGGAGGGAGCCUCAGCUCCUUCAUUGACAUCUACGCCGGUCGCGAGACCACCACCGCCAGCUAUCCCACCACCAAGUAACAAUAAUCCGUUGAUACCAUUGCCCCAACCUCAACCCCGUUCCCAGUCGACACCUGUGCCUGCACAUCCUUUUCAAGGGAUGCAAGCCCAGCAACCCCUCCCCGGCUUUCAACACGUACAGCAGCAUCAGGUUCUUCACCAAGCUGAGCACUAUUAUCACCACAUGGCGCAGAGGCUACAGCAACUACAACGUGAGACACAGCGAUUGCAGCAAGAAAUGGGGAGCCUUGAGCAGCGUUAUCGUACUCAAGGCGGCGCCCCUGGGGCCCUGAACCCUGGCCAACAUGGACCUGGAAUUGGACCUGGGCCUGGACACGCAAUGGUUAAUCCUCUGGCCGCUCCUCAAGUCCUCCUUCAGUUGCCCCACCUUGGUCUGCGGCCACCUCAAGCCAUGCCCCCAUCUGUACAAACUCUCAUUGCUCAGCAACAACGAGAGCGCGCGGCAGAAGGAAGACACGGAGCUCAAGACAAUAGUGGGAAUGUGACUCCUGUGGACCAGACGCGAUUAAGUUCGUCAGGGAGAGCGAGUCCCAACGUUCACAGACCUAACCACACCACUACUUAUACCCGUGAUGGCACCGGGCCAAAUGGCGAAAGGUGGCAGGUGACCGUGAAUGAGACUACGACAACGCUUCCAAUGCCGCAACCCCAUAUUCAUCAUCACCAUCCAAGCCAGCAGGCGCCUGUGAACGCCGCAUUGGAUAUUCAAGCCGUUUUGCGCAACGCAGAUCGUUAUCUAGCUGCCCAAAACAACCGAACUGCCCCGGGAAACAUGCAACGAAGCGCUUCAAAUCCGCAACAGCCGCUUUCACAGGAAGCUGUUGGUAGCCCUACUCCAGCCAUAUCACAAUCCAACACGGGGUCGAUAGCUACUCCUGCCACUACGGAUGGCUCCCCUUCCGCUUCCGCCAUUCCGAAUCCAUUAACUGUAAACAAUGAAGCAGCUGCAGCUGCAGCUGCAGGUACUCCGUCUCCUGAAUCCACGGUUUAUAUACUCUCAUCGCCUCAGGGCCCUCGAGCGCUUCUAGUCAGUAACUCGGCAACAUUUUUCACUCCUCGCCAGCACUCCAGACGUCAUCGACAUGAUCCAGCGGCAUCAGCUCAAGCUCGGGGCCAAGCUGGGGCGGCGAUGGGAAUUCCAGAAUAUCAGAAUGGCCCCGAGGAACGGCAAGCUCGACGUAAUCGACGCCAGCGGAAUGACGAUCAAUUCCAGCAGGUAAACGUGCCCCAUGCGAAUCCGGGCGCGGGUGCUCUCGCUGCACAAAUUGGGCCAAUUUUGUGGUUGAUGAUCCGCUUAGUUGGGUUUGUCUGGUUCUUUACCUCGGGAAACUCUAGUUGGGCACGGUGGAUUAUGGUGAGCGGUCUCGCAUUCGUCGUUUUCCUUAUCAACACUGGUAUUUUCAAUGGACUUGCGGAACAAGUAUGGAGCCCAAUUAGAAGACAUCUCGAGGCUUUGCUACCUCUUGCUGGACCGGAAGCCGCCCUGGUUCCUGCUGCCAACGCGGCCAUUCCGCAACCAGGAGCGGCACCUGCUCGAGACAACCAGGAAGCUCCCGCUCGAGGUCAGGGCGAGCCGGAUCCGGCGGAAAUAGCUGCAAGAUUGCUUGCUGAGCGCCGACGAGCGAAUGGAGGUUGGCUCAUGGCCCAAAUACGACGUGCAGAACAUGCUUUGCUAUUGUUUCUCGCAAGUUUAGUGCCAGGUGUCGGUGAACGACAUAUUGCAGCUAGGGAGGCAGAAGCAAAUGCUGCUGCUGCAGAACGACAACGUCUCGAAGCCGAGGCGGAGGCUGCGGCGGCUGCUGAACGCUCGGAGGAAGGAGAAGGGGAAGGUGGCCAUGAACAGGAAACUAGCACAGAAGCUCAGACGGGCGUUUCCAGUGGGGACCAGCCAGGCCAACAGGACCAGCCUCUCAUUGAAAUUUGA
Venustampulla echinocandica is the source of this 2331-nucleotide messenger RNA. RefSeq lists its product as uncharacterized. Bases 1 to 2331 code for a protein of 776 amino acids. The transcript is spliced from 2 exons. Gene Ontology annotation, biological process: endoplasmic reticulum unfolded protein response. NCBI's taxonomy places the organism in Eukaryota, Fungi, Ascomycota, Leotiomycetes, Helotiales, Pleuroascaceae. The record is from RefSeq and is a predicted model, not a curated record.